Messenger RNA from Adelges cooleyi (spruce gall adelgid), 3967 nucleotides. RefSeq names its product probable ATP-dependent RNA helicase ddx52. Gene Ontology annotation, cellular component: cytoplasmic stress granule. The transcript has 9 exons. Gene Ontology annotation, biological process: cytoplasmic translational initiation. The record is from RefSeq and is a predicted model, not a curated record. NCBI's taxonomy places the organism in Eukaryota, Metazoa, Arthropoda, Insecta, Hemiptera, Adelgidae. Gene Ontology annotation, molecular function: ATP binding; translation initiation factor activity. Bases 409 to 3351 code for a protein of 980 amino acids.
CCGACAUACCUGUAUAUUUUGUCAUUUUCUACCCCAUGCCGGACACGAUUUAGUAUAAUAAAAUAAUAAUAUCAAAUUUGACGAAACCUGAUACAAAUUAGUAAUUACUAAUUACAAGGGUCAUAGAUCAGUCUCAAAAUUCUGAAGACCAGAAUUGUGACUACCGAACUUCGAAGACGUGUAAUUAAGUAUACGUCUACGCUUUUCGCAAAUAUACGGUACAUUUUUUUUUUCAAUUAAAUUUGACCAUUGCAGUUUUUUUAAAAGGUUCAACUAUUAUUAUAGAAUGUCUUGGCAACUGAGGAGAGUUGCAUAAUAACCAUUGGAAAUGAAUUAUUCACUCUAAGAAACUUGCAGAAAAUUUGCUAAAUAUACUGGUAAGCAACAUAUACAGUAACAUAGCAUAAAAUGGAAACGAAUUUGGAUUUAUUUACUACUUCUCAAAAUCACCUACAAAAGUUAAUCGUCGAGUUAAAUGAGCACAAUAAGGUAUUGCAAGAACGAGUGACUGUGCUCAAGGAAUGUUUGUCUAUCGAAAAACUUAAAUCAAAAAUAUCUGAAUUAGAAAAAAAAGAGCAAUUGUUAUUGUCAUUAGAAAAAGAGAUAGAAAAAUUGAAAAUUGAAAUUAAACCAUUGGAAUAUUUAAAAAAGAUAUUUCAGAAAGAAAUUGAAAAUUCUACUAAAAAUAAUUGGAAUACAGAAACGAAGAAAAUCUUAGAAAUAACUAAUGAGACUUGUAGUGAAUUUGCUACCAAUACAAUUGGCUCAUUAAGUGACUUUGGCACAGAAGGAAGUAUAAGAGUUUUAUCGCAAUAUGACGUUAUUACAAAUGAAGAGAUUUUAGCUGAUAACUCUAAAAACGACAAUACAAAAAAAGUGUUGUAUAAUGAUGCACUCAAUCUAGCAACUAAUACACACUUGGAUUUGCAUCAAACUUUAAUUACAAAUGCUGAAAGAAUUCCAGAAAUGUAUGAUCGUAUGAAAAACACAAAUUCGUGGGUACAAUCAAAUUGUAUCGGUUCAGUUGAGUCUCUCUGUACGAGUAGUAAAAGUGAACAAUUGCUAGAAUCAUUUGGUGUAAUAAGUAAACAAGAUAUUGAAAAUUGCUCUAAUGAGUGUUUUGCAUCUGCACAUGAUUCAGUAAAAAAUGAAACAAAUUCUAUUGAAAUUGACAAACCAAAUGAAGAGGCUAACAAUAAAAAAGAACAAUUGCCUGUUGAUUGUAAUGACAAUAAAUAUGAAUCAGAAUCAUCAACCAAUUCUUAUAUUAAAGCUGAAAAAAGUUCAAUAAAUUUGUAUGACAACUCCGAUGAACACAGUAAUUCUUCAGAAAUCAUAAAACAAGAUAAUUUAGAUAAAGAUAGCUCUCCUUUAAAAUUAAAUGAUUCAACUGGACAAGAAAUAAAAUGUACUGAAGAUGUAUUUAAAUCUAUCGUUUUUGUGGAAAAUUUACCUAACGAAACUCAACAGAUUUCUAAAGAAAAUUCUAUAUUAAAAUUGGAUGUAUCGUUUCAAAAGGAAAUUGAAUGUACUGAUGAUGUAUUUAAAUCUAUGGUUCAUGUGGAAAAUAUACCUAACAAAACUGAUCAGAUAUCUGAACAUUGCACGUCUACAUCCAAACAACAAAAAAACGAAACCGGAACAAAUAUUAAUCAAAUACAUUUAUCAAAUAAAGAAACAUAUAAUAAAAAAGAACAACUUCCUAUUGUCGAUAACCAAAAUUGUGAAUGGGAAUCGUCAACUAAUUCAAUUUUGAACGUUGACCAUUAUUUAUCAAGUUCAGACACAAAUGCGGAUGAGCCCAGAAUAUCCAUGAAUUUAUUACAACAGGAGAAUUCAGAUAAAGUAGAUUUCUCUCUGUCAAAAUUGAAUUUAUCAGCAUUUAAACAAAUGGUUGAAUGUACUAAUAAGGAUAUGAUUAAAUUUACUGGUAAAGAUGUGGAAAAUUUACCUUGCAGAACUAAACAUACGUCAAACGAUAGUAAUCGAGAAGACCGAAAUAAAAAUGUCACUAAUAGUAUUAGUUUGACAGAUACAUUAAAAAGUAGAAAAGAUAAUGACAAUACGCCUUUUAGUGCAGUAAAUAAUAUAACAAACACUGAUAUCAAUUUUCAUUUUUCGAAUAUUAAAUUUACAGAAUCAACAGUCCCUAAUGUUAAAGAAUUUAUUCAUUUAAACGAGCAAAAAACACAAUAUAAGUUUAAAAAUUUUAAUCUAAGUAUUGAAUUAUUACACGGUAUCUUUUGGAGCGGCUUCCAGGCUCCGUCGAUGCUUCAACAGUUAUGUAUGCCACAAUGUAUCGCAGGAUGUGACAUUGUCGUAGAAGCUUACCCGUGUAUGGGUAAGUCGAUCAUGUGUCUGAUAUCUGUUCUACAAAGAAUUGAUACCCAAUUAAAAGAAUGUCAAGCUGUCAUUUUAGUUCCGACCAAAGAGUUAGCAUUAUCCACACAAAAGAUGAUCAAAUCGCUCGGAAGGUUCUUAAAAGUGUUUACGUGUAUAGGCAGUAAAAAUGUACCAAAAAAAGUCGCUCCAGUACCACAUGUAGUUAUAAGUACACCCCAAGACUUGUGUGAAAUGAUAGAUUGUGAUUCAUUGAACAGUCGGUUCAUUAAAAUACUCGCUGUGGACGACGUAGACGAUAUGUUGGACUGUAACGGUUUUUGGAGUCAAAUAAGGCGUAUACUACUAUUUCUCAACAGCGAUAGACAGCUUAUUAUUUUGUCUACAUCCAAAUUAGAAGCGGUUUUGGAUCAUUUUUCUGAUAAAAUGUCUAAUGCAGUAAAUUUUCUCGCACCUGAUGAAAAACCCUCUUUAGCCGAUAUUCUUCAGUAUUAUUUUUAUGUGCCGGAAAAUUGGAAAUUUGAAGCAUUAAGCGAACUAUACGAAGUUCUUAACUUGAAAAACACUGUGGUUUAUUGUAAGGGUUACGAUAAAUGCCGAUCGUUAGCGGAGAAAAUGCGAAUGAAAAUGUAUAAGGUUUCUGUCGUUAACAGCGAUAUGAAUGCACAACAACGUCAGCUCAUUCUACGGCAAUUUUGUUGCGGUUCUAGUAACGUGUUGAUUACGACCAAUUUGAUUAAGGGUGAAGAUUUCAAGAACGUGAUGUGGGUUAUUAAUUAUGAUCUCCCUAACAACGCCAAAGACUAUGUGCAAAAGAUUCUCAGACAUUUUGGCCGUAAGAUAAAAGUGAUAAACUUGGUGACUGAACAGGAAACAAUGAGUAAAACUAUUAUCGAGACGACGUUAAAAAUAAACAUGAUCGAAAUGCCUCAAAAAGUAUCUAAUUUGCUAGAAACAACUCAUGGUACGUUUAACAGGAGAUUUGAUUUCAACCCCAUAAUUAAUAUUUGAGUGUAUAACUACUAUGAUAAAUUAAUUAAAUUACCAAAAUUUCUUUUUUUCAUUUUACUAUGUAUUAAAUAUAAUGAUAUCACCAUAUUAGAACAAAAUUGAUUUUAUGCCAGUAGUGUAAUAAAAUAACUUGGUAAUUUGUAAUCCUCAAUUAUCUACUAAAACUUUUGGGAGAUAUAUUAUGUUGUUAUUCAAAUUAACAUUUGAUGAUUAAAAUAAUUAAUGAACAGAUAGUAAAAACUCGUUAAAUUAUAUUUUUAUGACGUUUAAAUUCAGAUUUCGAAAAUGUCUACACUAUUUUGUUAGUUAUGUAUUUAGAUUAUAUUAUUACAUAUUAUUUAUUACACCCGGGUGACAUUUUUUUUUAUGAGAGCUUAUAAUUAUAUUUUUAUAAUGAAUUAUCCAAUAAAUAAUUAUAACAAUAAUGAUAUUACCUAUUUUUAUAUGAUUGUUUGUAUGUUUAUGAAUUGAGUCUUGAAUAUUAACUAAUUGUCCUAUUUUGUUAAAAUUGUUUUUGUUUUAUCUUUAUAAUUUUAUAUAAUUAAUAUAUAUAUUUCUGAAAAUUAACUGGAGAAAAAUAUCCCUAUCAAAUUUUGUUCAAGUAACCACCUAAUUA